UUGCAGAAAUAGUUUCCAGUCUUCCUGGGGGCAGAGGGAAUACUGCUUCAACAAUGUAGCUAUAGUGUGGUAUAGCUAUGCCCUAUGGAACUUUGUAUGGUGUACGAAACUGGAACCCUCUCUUUGCAAAGUGCGCAGUAGAGAAAAACAAAUUGUACUUAAUCUUCCUUUCUACCACCUAGUCACUUGUGGGUUUUGUCUUCUUUGGGCUGUUCAGCUGUUCAUAAACCAGCACAUUGUGGAGGCCAACCAGAGGAUGGUGGAUUUCAUCUUCCACUGUCUCAGCCAUGACAACGCUCAGGUACGGAAGCUAAGCCUCCAGGGGAUCGCUCUUCUGCUGAAUUCAGAAGUGGACCCUUGGACUAUACCUCUGUCUCUCUUAAGCUCACUGGGAAUGGCAUGCAAGCCAGACGUUAUACCCGAGCUAAUGAUGCUGGUGGAAAUUGCCCUCCACAGUGUCAGUGGAGAGAGAGGAGAGGCCUAUAUUAGGAAGCUGGCAUCCAUCUACUGUGGCUACAUUGCCCACGAGAAAGCCGCGGUCCGAGCAGCAGCCAUCCAACAUCUUGGGAUGCUUCGGACCAGGUUUGGGGAGCAAUGGCCUCCAUGUACACCUGAGGAAGGCCUGGAUGAGCUUGUGAAUGUUUUGAUUCACCUGGAGGAUGAGGAUCAGGUGUCUGAGGCAACAAAGGCCACUCUGAAACAGCUGGUCCCAGAGGUGAGGUGGCGGGUAGACCCCAAAACCUAUAGCCUCCAUCGUGUGCUCCAUCAGGCGGCCAAAUAUGUGACAAAAAAGUACAAGAAGGAUCUGGUGCGUGGUGCUGCCUUCAGCUGCAUGCUUCCUUCCUCCAACAAUCUGCCAGCAGUCUCAAGGGUGGCAGCACUCUUUGUCGGACACCUUGCUCACAAGGAUGCAACCUUCAUCACGUUGGAGGAUAUGGGCUCUUACUGUACAUGGCUUGAAGGGAUGGCCGAGCAUAAUGAUGAAGAGGUGCGGCGUGCAGGAGAAAGCACCAUCUGUGUCAUGCAAAAAGCCAUUAAUGACCAUGCUAAAGGGAGAGUACACACACUAAAGAAAAGGUUUAUCCGGCAUGUGAAAAAAGAAAGAUGCCCCAAAGACUUCAAACACUCAGUGCCUGCUCGAAAAUCAUCAAAGUCAUCAUCCAAAGCUGUAAAAUCCAAAGCUGUAAGAGUGAUUUCGGAGGAGGAUGGCAGUGGGGUAGACAAUGCAGUGACAACAUAUGACUGCAAUGCAGCUGCCUUCUACUGCUGUUACAACGUCAGCUUCUACUAUGACUACAACAAGGCUGCCUUCAACUAUGACCACAACAAGAGAGCCUUCUACAACUGCAAAUCAACCUGA
Molecule: messenger RNA, 1360 nt
Organism: Hemicordylus capensis (graceful crag lizard)
Lineage: Eukaryota; Metazoa; Chordata; Lepidosauria; Squamata; Cordylidae
Exons: 9
Coding region: 257-1360 (367 amino acids)
Cellular component (GO): cytoplasm
Source: RefSeq, a predicted model, not a curated record